AUGGAGACGAAGAAUAACCAAAAGGUUACUCCCAAUGGGCUCCAUCCAUUUUCUUCAUCUGGAAUUUUUAGCUCUUUGUUUGCUUAUCAAUCACCUAUGGUGUUAGGGAGAGAAUCAGUACGUGGCAAAGGCAAAGGCAAAACUGUCAAUAACAGAUUGGAGUACAUCAAUAGAUCUCAAGAUGACAUUUCAAAGAUCCAUGAAAAUCAAUCUCAUACCAACAAAGUUAAGGUUACUAGUUCCAUCUUCCAAGAUCAGAUAAUUGGACCAUGUAACCUCAGUUCAUCCAUAUAUUAUGGUGGCCAAGACAUACUUUAUCCUGCUCAGAAUGCACGAUUAACCUCAUUGAAAAAGUAUGAUUGGGAAAACGAUGAUUCAGGAGUUGCUUCAAGAGGAGAUUGGUGGAAAGACAUUUCACAGAAUCUAGGUGAUGCUUGA
Medicago truncatula (barrel medic) is the source of this 438-nucleotide messenger RNA. RefSeq lists its product as uncharacterized. Bases 1 to 438 code for a protein of 145 amino acids. NCBI's taxonomy places the organism in Eukaryota, Viridiplantae, Streptophyta, Magnoliopsida, Fabales, Fabaceae. The record is from RefSeq and is a predicted model, not a curated record. The transcript has 5 exons.